Morone saxatilis (striped sea-bass) is the source of this 2232-nucleotide messenger RNA. RefSeq names its product aminopeptidase O (putative) (gene aopep). NCBI's taxonomy places the organism in Eukaryota, Metazoa, Chordata, Actinopteri, Moronidae. The transcript has 11 exons. The record is from RefSeq and is a predicted model, not a curated record. Gene Ontology annotation, molecular function: zinc ion binding; metalloaminopeptidase activity. The coding region runs from base 32 to 2164 and encodes 710 amino acids. Gene Ontology annotation, cellular component: nucleolus.
AGCAGCUCAACUUUGAUGCCAUUUGUGUGACAUGGAGCCGGAUGGGGACACGGAUGACCUUCCACUCCGAGCCAAUACUAACCACAUACUUGUCAGACAUUAUGUACUGGACCUGACUGUUCAUUUUGACAGGAAGGUAAUCAGCGGUAGUGCCAUUUUGUUCCUGGAACCUUGCUCUGGAGCGGGGAGUGACGCUGGCGCUGGUGAGGGAGCUGGGACUGUAGAGGCUGGAGGGAGUCAGGAUGCGUGUGUGUGUAGAUUUCGUGGUGUGGAUACAGUGGAGGAUGGUACAAAAGGCCUUGGGCAGACUGCAGCUGAAAAUGAAAAUAUUCAGUCUUCACAUUUGUGGGAAACCACCAGCGACAGCGAUUUCACCCUAGUGCUGGACUGCUGUGACCUUGAUGUGUCUAAGGUCGAAGAGGUGCACACAACCUCUGUGUCAGCCAUGUCUAGCCUCGAACCAGAGGUUGUAUCUGAGUGGUCAGGGGGCCGUUCAGAGGACUCACAAGCAGCCUUUGUUCAGAGCCUUAUCUCCAUGCCCUCUAGCCGAUGGAGACACAAGCACCAGCUCUUUAUGCUCUGUAGUCGUGCCCCUGGUGCCCAGUAUGGCAACUCACUGCAUUUUCAUAGAGACCGAUGGAGUCUGCAGGUGAGGAAGAAGGGGGUCGCAUCACCUCAGGAGUUCCCUCGCGCCGUCAGGAUCUGCUAUGAGACGAGGCCAAUGGGAGGCUCUGUGAGGUGGACCAAAGACCAGGACAACAGGUUGUGUGUUUACACUGCCGGUUCUCCCAUCAACAACCGAGCCCUCUUUCCCUGCCAGGAGCCGCCUGUUGCCAUGUCAACAUGGCAGGCAACAGUACGGGCCCCCAGUGAGUGUGUGGUUUUGAUGAGUGGGGAGGAGCAGACUGUACCUACUGAGGACGGGGACACACGUUUCUCAAACUGGAGUUACUACGUCACUAUGCCCAUGCCUGCCUCCACCUUCACCUUGGCAGUGGGCCACUGGCGCCAAGUCACAGCAGAAAUCCCCCCAGCACUGGAAGACAGGGUGAGGGACAGGACGGAUUGUGGUAAGACAGCCAAACCUGGGGCUGGACCUGGGGAAUGGACUGAGGCUGAGCUUUUGUCUGGGCCUGGAAGCUCCACCAGCAAAGUCGUAAAGGGCUCUCCACUCCAGACUGACAGCGGAGACCAGACCACCCGCUCAGACUCUGCAUUCUGUUACUCUUCCCUUGAGGAUGAGGGGUUCUCUGUAACUGAUUAUUCAGGCAUGGUGGAUGACGGCAUCUCUUGUUCCCAUGGCGACUACCCAUGUCGAUUUACUGAGCGGUCGGCUAGGUCCCAGCGGGUGAUUCCACACCGUGUGUUUGGCCCCGUCUGCUUGCUGCAGAAGGCCCAGAUGGUCCUCAAGCUGUUGCCUAGAUGUUUGGCUGCAGCCCACACCGUUCUGGGGGUCCACCCCUUUCCCCGCCUUGAUGUUCUCAUCGUCCCAGCAGGAUUCUCCAGUCUGGGCAUGGCCAGCCCGCAUAUAAUUUUCCUGUCCCAGAGUGCAUUGUAUGCUGGGAGUCCUGGUUCUGAAGCGAAGGGCCUGUCUCUGUGUGGGUCCAGGAUUUGCCAUGAGAUCGCCCAUUCCUGGUUCGGCCUGGUAAUCGGAGCCAGAGACUGGACGGAGGAAUGGAUCAGUGAGGGCUUUGCCACCUACCUGGAAGACAUUAUCUGGGCCCAAGCACAACAUCUUUCCGUACAAGAGACAGCAGAACAGUCUGACCUGAAGGCACUGCUGAGGUGGAGACGACUCUCUGAUGAGUUGAAGAACUCAGAGGAGGUACUUCAAAUCCUCAGACCUAACAUGGAAAACACUGGUCAGGUCAGUGAGUCUGGCUCCUCCACAGUUAAACAUGCCCUCAACCCUGACAAAGCCUUCAUGCAAGUCCACUACCUCAAGGGUUACUUCCUCCUCAGGUUCUUAGGCAGCCAAGUGGGAGAGCAACAGUUCAUUGACUUCUUCAGAUUAUUUGUGAAGAAAUACCAUGGGCAACUGAUUUUGUCUCAGGAUUUCCUGCGAAUGCUGCUGAUUAACUUUCCCGACAUGGAGAGAAAAGGCCUAACACUCGGUGCUAUUUAUGCUGACUGGCUCGAUCGACCGGGAAUUCCAAAGGUAUGAAGAGUCCUUCUUUCUUCUGUCAUUUAUAAAAAACUAUAGAGUUUGAUAUCGUUUCCUUAAAAUAUAUA